AUGUAGUGUAUCAUAGUAGCUGAGAGCUGAUAGAUCAAAAACCUUCAUUCAAACUUAAUUUCCGACCUAAAUUUCUGCUGGCUCGCUCCAUGGUUCGCUCUCUUCCCGUGCGCUGUGGCCCCUCCCAUAAAUUCCUGCAUGUCUGGUGUGAAGGAGGAGGAAUGAGGAGCAAAGAAGUCAGUCCGUGGAGCCACAACCAAAGAGGAGAUGACAAACAAUAAUAACAACACAAGUCAAUCCAAGAUCUUCAAAUUAUACUUUCACGUGUCUUAUUCUCUUUGACCAGCUCUGCGUCACGACGACGACUUGUACGCGCGUUUUUGUUUUUUCAGGCUAGCUGGAAAAGUUUUUGUUGCUCUUAAGGGCAAUUAUUUUGUAUCCUUGGGCUUCGAACUUCGUGGUAUUUGAUAUAAUUUCAUCCACAUAACAAGACGACAUCUAAAAGAGCUGCCAUGGAGAUGUUGGACAGUGGUGAGCCGUUUUUACAUUGGGAAAGGAACCUGAGCGAGCUGUCUGAAGCCGGGGACAUAGACAGUGCGCUCUACACCAACCAUUUUACGGAGCUCCUGGAUGACCUCUCCCAUGAUGCCUUGCUGGGUCAACUGCUUAGCGACCCUUUCUUGUCUGGGGUGAGAGGAGGAGGAGGAGGGGAGGCCAUGGAGGGAGACGAUGGGGAACUGUCACCAUCGUCUCCAAUUUCUCCUCACAUCACAGUGGAGCACAGCUACUCCCUUUGUGGAGACAGCAGACCCCAGUCACCUCUGUCCCACCUGACUGGAGAGCAUGGCAGUGAAGCAGGGGAGUCAGAUGGUGAUUCUGAGUGGCCCAUGGAGCAGGAGGAGUCCAUUGACCUGCUGUGUGAGACUCCCUCCCUGCUCCCCACACUUGCCCUGUCUCUGUCCUCUUCUGAAGUGCCCCGGGCCACAGAGGGAGUGACUGUCCCCCCUGCAGUCACCACAGCCCCUGUCCCACCCAAGUCCCCCAGUCAAGGCAAAAGCAUUAAGAUAAAAGAAGAGAACAUUACCCCACAGAUAAAACUGGAACCACAUGAAGUUGACCAGUUUCUAAAUCUUUCUCCAAAAGGUCUGGAGUCACUACAGAUGCCACCUACUCCUCCCAGUUCCCAUGGUAGUGACUCCGAGGGCAGUCAAAGCCCUGUGCAUGCUCCGACAGGCCUCUCCAGCCCCACCUCCCCCACUAGCCCCCCACCAUCACAGGCCAACCUCAAGGUGUCCCCACGAGCUCAUUCUUCUUUGUCCAACUCCCCUCUUCUAACCGCACCCCACAAACUGCAAGGUUCAGGGCCUCUGAUAUUGACUGAGGAGGAGCGUCGUACCUUGGUAGCUGAAGGUUACCCUGUUCCCACCAAACUGCCCCUGACCAAAGCUGAGGAGAAAGCACUUAAGAAGAUCCGCAGAAAGAUUAAAAACAAGAUUUCAGCUCAGGAGAGUCGCAGGAAGAAGAAAGAAUAUAUGGAUACAUUGGAGAAGAAGGUGGAGAACUGCUCCAAUGAAAACAGUGAACUGCGCAGGAAAGUGGAGACACUGGAGUGCACCAACAAGUCCCUGCUACAGCAGCUGCAGGCGCUGCAGGCCGUGGUCGCUGGGAAAGUCUCAAAAUCCUGUAGAGUGGCUGGAACACAGACCUCCUCAUGCCUCAUGGUGGUCGUCCUGUGUUUUGCUUUGUUCUUGGGGAGUUUUUACCCUAACAGUUUGACUCCCUCCUCCACAAUCACUGAAACAGAUCACUCAUCCAAACAGAUGGCUGUCAAAGAUUCCUACACAUCCAUAGUUAAGUCGAGGAAUCUUUUAUCAACUUUUGAGGAUGAACAGCCACACCUUCUUGGACUGGGCGGGGAGUAUCCGGACCAGUGGGAGGACACACCAGCUGUUGUUAUGGCAGCAUGGCGUCGUUCAGAGCAACAGAAAAUUGCCGUAGAGCCAAACAGGGUUGAAACCUAUCCUCCUUUCAGGAAUAAAAACAAUGACACUCAAAGACUUUUAGACAUGCACAGGUCUCUGGAUCCAAGGUCAAAUGGGAGCAGGAGCAAAGUGAUAGAGUUGGAACGAACAGUCAACGAGACAUCUUGAGUAUUCAGUCAUCGUCAAGACUAUAUGAACUUUGACCUCCUCCUUUAAGAGCAUGGGCCAGUGUCCCAAACCUCACGUCACUGCUGAACACUGAGGUCCAUCUGAACUUUUACAAUUCUUACACUGUAAUGAUGCAAAACAUCACUAUUGCUAGUGGCACUGGUUGCCAACAUUCCUGAAGUAAGUUGCACUGAAUAGUUUUCUACACAAGUCAUGUUUUCAUUUGUCUACAGUCUGAAAAAGAAAGGCUUAAGGAAUCGCUGGCAAAUGAAUUUAAGACCUGUUUAUAAUAACACAGCAUUUAUUCCACUGCAGAGUGUAUUUAACAAAUUAUGGCAUGUGGGGCUUUUACAGGGGACACUGACGUGCUAAAGCAUGGAGGAUCUAUAUAUUUAUAGAAAUUAAUGCUCUUUAAGUAUGAAUUGUAUUUCAUUCCAGCAAAAUGUGUGUCACAUUUUUUUAUAUAAUUGUAUAUUUUGUAUAAUGUUAUUAUUUGUUGUGAAGUAUCAAUAAUGAUGCUUGGAGGCUUUUCAUAAGGACUCUUGUAAAAAUGGGAAUUCACAUAGCCAGAUGUUACUUUGUUUAAAUUGUGGUAAAAGAUUUUAUGUUGAUGUUGUUCAAGGUGUGUCAGCAUUGACCUCAAUACAACUUAGUUUGUCUAAGUUAAUCAAUUUGCAUAUUGUGACAAAUGAGCUCCAAGAAAAUACAAGAGAAACUACACAAAAUUGUCACGGUUUUGUAAAUAUGGAUUUGUAUUGAUGCUAGAAUGACUAAAUAUCACCAUAAUCAUUUAGUUACCUACACAUCAAUGUCCUAACUUUUCAUUUCAAGUGUAUUAUAGUUAUUAUUUGUGUGCUCCAAAGCCUUUUUGUGAUGUGAGGCCAGUCCAAUCAUUGUUUGGUGAGGUUAACAAACCAAGUUAAACUUAACAUUAUUAUAAGUAAAUUUAUAUCAGUCAAAAUAAUUCUAUAACUUAUUUAUGAGUUUUGCAUCAAAUAUUUCAUUCCACAGCUCCAGUACAACAGAAAACAAAGGGCCAAUGUAUAUUUUAUUAAUUCUUUAAGUCUUGAUUUUUCACAAUUUUGCUGUUUCUUGUGCCUGAACUUAAAGCUUUUUUACAGUUUCAAAAUAAAGUAUUUUCAGUAUAAAAGCA
Molecule: messenger RNA, 3243 nt
Organism: Boleophthalmus pectinirostris (great blue-spotted mudskipper)
Lineage: Eukaryota; Metazoa; Chordata; Actinopteri; Gobiiformes; Gobiidae
Gene: creb3l2
Product: cAMP responsive element binding protein 3-like 2
Exons: 12
Coding region: 453-2090 (545 amino acids)
Biological process (GO): regulation of transcription by RNA polymerase II
Molecular function (GO): DNA-binding transcription factor activity, RNA polymerase II-specific; cAMP response element binding
Source: RefSeq, a predicted model, not a curated record